UGUCUGCAGUUGUCGACGUGUGCACCAACAAAAUACUUUAUUUUCGAUCGUCCUACAUAAGAACGAAUAAAUUUCAUAAAAUGGUCAGCUUAUUGCAGGUGAGUCACAGUAGGAAAUAUACCUAAAAUCAUAACACGACUAUAAACAAAAAGAAUCGUUCAUCGUUUUGUUGCUAAAUUGUUGUCAAAAGUAUUAUACUGUUUAAAGUUUUAUAACAAAUUCAAAUAAACUUUUGAUAUCAAUUAAUAUUUAUUAGAUUGAAAUUUAGAGUAGACAUGGAUGUACGUAAACUUUUUUUUUUUUUCUUAAUACUAUGUCUAUAACUACGAUUUACCAACAAACGUCUUGAUAUUACAAUAAUUGCUUAAUUAACGUGUUAAUGCGAGAUUAUGUAAAUUUAAUCAUUACACGACCGUUUUUUAGAUCGCUGUGAUCGUUUUGGGCGCGCUCACGACACUGACAACGGCCGACCACCAAGCCACCUCGUUCGCCUACUACCAUCCAAUAUUCCAUCACACCAAACAUCACGGACACGAAUAUUAUGUGCGUACAAACGGUUUUUUCAUAAAAUUUAACGCUAAUAUUAUCGUUUCGCAAUAAUUGUACAAUAUGGUACUUGGCAGUCGAUUACUGCUUUGGGAACGGUGUGGAGUUUUUUUUUUUUCUACGAAAAAAUUACAGUAAAUCAUCAAUAACUGAUCUCAUGGCAACCCAAACCCAGAAAAAUCAGGCGUAACAAUUAGGCUACAGAACUAAUCCUAUUAGAUAUUCAUGUACUUAAUUUUUUUCGUUAGUUUAGCGAACUCGUAGAUCAUCCGUUCACACAGCUGUUGGUGACUGUGUCCCUGUGAAUAUUAUGACCAAACGUUUUAUUGAUUAUUGAUUCGUAAUCGCCGUUCAAACGUAUAUAUAUAUAUAUAUUAUAUAUAAAUGUAUUAUUACGGGGUGCGUUUUCAAUUGUCUCGUUUUAUUUCAUUUUGAUGCUGCAUUAUAAUAUUAUUGUGUAAAUCAUUUACCCGAAUUCGGGCCGCAAUUGAAAGACUUGGGUUUUGAAUAAGCUUAAUUGUAUUAUAGGACGGUAAUAAUUAGGUAUUAUCCUAUUCGGUACACAAAAGGUUUAAGAGGAUAAUUUUUUCGAAGGGGUAUCAUUUAUUAUACUAUGCCAGAAAUUUCGAAUACCGUUAAGACCGUGACCCGGGAUCCACCGAAAGUUCAUCCCUGCAACGAACUAAUCGUAAUACUAUCUGUUCAUCGUUUUUUUUUUUUUUUUUAACCGAAUUUGUUUCCGUCACAGUCGCCGCCGAAGUACGAAUUCAAAUACGGUGUCCACGAUCCGCACACAAAGGACGAGAAAAACCAGUGGGAGGAACGGCACGAAGACGUCGUGCACGGCGGCUACAGUUUCGUCCAGCCAGACGGCCGCAUUCGAAAGGUGACGUACACGGCCGACAAGCACAACGGUUUCAACGCGCACGUCCACUACGAACACCACGCUCAACACCCCCAACACUACGGCCACCAUCACCACCAGGAUUCGUGACUUUUCGCAUCGCGACCGACUUCUACG
Cinara cedri is the source of this 1567-nucleotide messenger RNA. Lineage: Eukaryota; Metazoa; Arthropoda; Insecta; Hemiptera; Aphididae. The record is from the annotation of a GenBank genome assembly.